AAAAACGGCUGCGGCUGCAUCUACAAACACUCAUCAUUUCUCAGGCCCCUUGAUGAAAAAGGAAAACACUGUGAGACUUUUUGAAUGUGGGCCAUCAGCACAGAGAUAAUCGCAGCGGCGUGACUCGGUUCGUGACUUUGAAUCAAGGAGGACACAGAGACUUCUUCUAAGAAACAGCAUAUCAAAAAGAGAAAACACCUGACUGCUCGAAACCCACAUUUUCUCAGCUUCUCUCUCUCUGUUGGGCUGCUUACCUGACUGCCAGGAAUGUGACUGAUCUGCUGCUGAGGAGCCAUCUGACUUGUGGCUACAAGCACACAGCUGGUUGCAUCACAUCCGACUGACUGUUGGAGUGACUCCGUGUGUGUGUGUGUGUGUGUGUGUGUGUGGCCCUGUAGAUCAGGAAGUGUGAUGCUGUGACAGUACAUAAGGAAGCAGGCUCACAAUGGCACCAUGUGGACCUCUUUGCUUGCUACCAUGAGAAGCCCCUGGCUGAAGACCCCUCAGAUGUUGGUGGUGCUGGUUCUGGUUCUGAGCGGUCUGACGGGGAAAGCAUUUUGCAUCAAGAAAGAAGACAUUAGACCCUCAGACCUCCCAUAUAACAGAACAACCCCAAAACAAAGUGGUGUUAACAGCAAAUUUCAAGUAGAUGCAGUCAGCAAUUGGACAACAGGAACCCCCACCAAAGCUCCUGACACUUUGGAUUUGGCUGAAGUAAUCUCAGGAGAUGUGGAAUCAGAUCCAACGGACCUUGAACCUGUGAAUUCAACGACCCCAUCAGAGGAGGAGGACUGGACUCUGGAUCCCCUCAUUAUCCUGAUUCCGGUGGUUCUGGCUGUUGUCAUCAUCAGUGUGAUAGUUUGUGGUAUUUACAUCAACCGCAGGUGCAACCAAAAUGAAGCAAAACAAGAGUUGAGCAAAGCAGACCCGUAUCUGGAAGCAUCCAGCACAGAGAAAGUACCCAUGCCGAUGUUUGAGGAAGAUGUUCCCUCUGUACUGGAGCUGGAGAUGGAUGAACUGGACCAGUGGAUCAAAAAAGACAGUUAAAAGAUGCUCUGAUUUCCACAGACACACGAUGAACUCUUGGCAGAACCGAUCUUUCCACCUUUCAGCAUCACAUAAACCCAUGAGCUCACGGAUACUGUCAGGAAAUGACUAGGAACAGGAACAGGACAACGUGAAACGUCGAUCAUACCUUUACCGUGGUGCAACACCUCCAGACAGUCCCCAGUGGAGCAAAACACACAACAGCUGGACUGCUUCUACAAGACAAACUCACACAGAGAUCCACAUGGUUAUUUAUCCAGAGUGAAACGUAUUUGUUCAAGACUUUUAUUAGUAUCCAUAUUUUAAUAGACAUAAAAUUGUGUGUUGAAAUGUAAAAAUGUGACAUUUAAAUUCAACAAAACUCAACCCUGCAGCGACCAGAUGUUCCUUAUUUCCUGCAUAAAAACUGUGUGGUCAGCUCAGAGUGUAAUUGGGCAACAGUUCCCUCCGUGCCUCGCAGAUGUCUGUUCACGGCUCCCCUGGUGGAUCUUCCUCUGCUCAGGCACUUCUCCCUCCAGCUGCAGACUCUAAUGAGGAAGACUAGCAGGCACGCAUGACAAAGAGCAGCUGUGUUUUUUUUUGUUGUUGCCAUUUUAGGAUUUAUACAAUGUUUUUAUUUUAAAUCUGAACCUCUGAAUUUACGAGCCUCUUGAAGAUUUUGAUAAAUGAUUGGUCUUCAGUGAAACGGCCUUCCUAAAGCUGCUCCUGAUAAGAUUAUUAUCUCACCACAGAUACCAGAGCUGACCAAAUUCUGGAUAUCCAUUGAUGCUUUCAGAUAUUUUGUUUCUGGUUUUACGGUCAGAUUGUUGGAUCUCAGCAAAUGAACACAGAAACAGAUGUGAGCUCUUCUUUCAGUCUCUGGCAGUAUUGUGCAUUAUGUUGCAUUGUACAGAUUUCAGGACCAGAAUUUUUUUAUUGCCCUUUAUCGUCUGUUGUAAAUAUUUAAAUCAGUUGUGGUUUUAGCUGAUGAAACUUAAAAAUAAAAUUUUGGAAUGGAA
Molecule: messenger RNA, 2045 nt
Organism: Nothobranchius furzeri (turquoise killifish)
Lineage: Eukaryota; Metazoa; Chordata; Actinopteri; Cyprinodontiformes; Nothobranchiidae
Source: RefSeq, a predicted model, not a curated record